AUGAAUGAUAAUUCUCAAAUUGACUAUGAAUUAUCAUUGAAGUAUUGGGCUGAUAUUCCACCGACUGUUGAUGGAGUUCUUGGUGGUUUUGGGUUUAUAUCAGAUGCGGAUAUUGAAGGUUCGCAAUUAUUUCUAAAAUCAAUACUUGCAUUAGAUAAUGCACCAGGAACAAAUCUCGCACUAGACUGUGGUGCUGGUAUAGGUCGAAUAACAAAACAUUUGCUAAUACCAUAUUUUAAAAAAGUUGAUGUUAUAGAACCUGAUGAGAAAUUCAUAAACACUAUUGGUGAUUUUGUCGGUAAAGAUAAAAGUAAAAUUGGAACUUUAUACAAAGUUUCUUUGCAAGAAUUUGAGCCAGAAAAGAAAUAUGAUAUUGUUUGGAAUCAGUGGGUAUUAGGGUAUUUAACAGAUGAGGAUCUUGUUCUAUACCUCCAACGUUGUAGGGAUGCUCUGUCUGAAAACGGUAUGAUUGUUAUUAAAGAAAAUGUCACAUCAUCAGGCGUUACAGAAAAGGAUGAUACAGAUUCAUCUGUUACAAGGUCUCUUAAGGAAUAUAUGAAAAUUUUUAAACUAGCGAAUCUAUAUAGAAUAAAACAAUGCAAACAAACAAAUUUUCCAAGUGGAAUUUAUCCUGUUUAUAUGUUUGCUCUUGUGCCAAAUGGACGUGUUACAGAAUCAUCAAACAUUAUGAAAACAAGAAGUGCAAGAAGUAACAUUGUAAAUACCCAAAUGUGUAAUAAUAAUAAACAGUAA
This is a messenger RNA of Parnassius mnemosyne (clouded apollo), 753 nucleotides long. NCBI's taxonomy places the organism in Eukaryota, Metazoa, Arthropoda, Insecta, Lepidoptera, Papilionidae. The record is from the annotation of a GenBank genome assembly.